This is a messenger RNA of Microthlaspi erraticum, 1464 nucleotides long. The record is from the annotation of a GenBank genome assembly. Lineage: Eukaryota; Viridiplantae; Streptophyta; Magnoliopsida; Brassicales; Brassicaceae.
AUGCAUUGGCUCGCGUGGCGGAAGCUGUGUCGACAUAAAACUGACGGGGGACUGGGAUUUAGGGUAAUAGAAGAUUUUAACACGGCGCUACUCGCAAAACAGUUAUGGCGCCUAAUGGAUAACCCGGACUCACUGUUUGCUAAAGUUUUCAAGGGGAGAUAUUUUCGGAACUCAACCCCCUUGGAUCCAAUUCGCUCUUACUCUCCGUCUUAUGGAUGGCAGAGUAUCGUUUCAGCUCGACCUCUGGAGCUUUCAGAUGAGGGGACACUACCAGUCUUUGGACCGGACAUUCGGAGAUUGCAAGCGCAAUCCUGGAAGGUUAAAUGCACCACAAAACUCCAACAUUUUCUCUGGCAAAUUAUUACCGGAUGCUUAUCGGUUGGCGCACGUUUAUGUAGUCGGGGAAUGCGUGUGGACCCGCUGUGCGUGAGAUGUGGUAUGGGAGAUGAGACUAUCAAUCAUAUGCUCUUUGAGUGUCCCCCGGCCCGACAGGCCUGGGCACUCUCUCCCAUACCUACGCCUCCCCAGUUUUUUCCUACGGGAGCACUGUAUUCAAAUAUGGCACAUCUAUUCUGGAACCUCCCAGACAAUGAUGACAUGUUGAUGAGUAAUGGAAUCUGCGAUAACGGAAGCCCGGGCAUGGGUAGCAGCCCAAACGGUAGCAGACGGAGUAUCCAUAAUAUCUCCAUCAACUCCGGCCACGUCCCAUUGGGAGAGUGGUGUCAGAUUGAUGGAGCAUGGAAAGUGACAGACAGUCGGGCUGGACUUGGAUGGUACAAUUUUGACCCGGAUUCGGGCUCUGUUGAUGGGUCUAGCAACCUACGGCGGGGUUUAUCUCCUCUUCAAACAGAAUUGGAGGCAUUGGUUUGGGCUAUGCAAAGCGUUCUCCCUCACAUACAUUCCCAGAACGAAGAACACAAGGCAGACAAGCUAGCACGGAGUGCUCGAGCUCAGCCCCAUGAUGUGUAUUACAUAAACUCAGUUCCCCCGGUUCCGCUUCCUCAGCUCUCCUCCUCCCCUCGUCAGACCCGAUCUCGCCACAGAUUUCCAUCGCCCUACCUUAUUCACUCGCUCUCUACCGCUGACUCCACCCCUCCGCCCGCUGACGGUAUUUUCCUGCCUUUCUCUCGCUUUUUUCCUCCUAUAACCGACUUCUCCUUCAGAAGCCGCCUUCUCCGACUCUUCUCUCCUUCACCUCCGCAGGGACCCUCUCGACAUGGAAGCCCGAACUUUGGCUCACUUAAGGAACUACCACAGUAUCCAUGUUUGCUAGAUUUCUUUUUUUACCGUCUCCAUCGAAAUCAAUGCACUACGGUUCCAUUUACUCGCACUAUUGAUCGCGGGAUCAGGUCUUCCCCUUUCCUAUCCCUGAUUCUGCAAGUGCACAGGUCAGAAGUAGUAAACGGGUAUCGAACACAAGGACCAGAUUGCACACUACAAGUUAUGAGUUUGAGAACAAGCUAG